Molecule: messenger RNA, 6918 nt
Organism: Pyricularia oryzae 70-15
Lineage: Eukaryota; Fungi; Ascomycota; Sordariomycetes; Magnaporthales; Pyriculariaceae
Product: separin
Exons: 2
Coding region: 216-6644 (2142 amino acids)
Biological process (GO): proteolysis; meiotic chromosome separation
Cellular component (GO): mitotic spindle pole body; centrosome; nucleus
Molecular function (GO): protein binding; cysteine-type endopeptidase activity
Source: RefSeq, a predicted model, not a curated record
GGAGACAAACAAUCAUCAAAUGGAUCUUUGAACGGUAGUCAUUUUUGCUGGCUUGCUAGUAUAUGCUCAUUGCGAUGCUUCGCGAUCGUCACUCGUUCUUUUUCUGACAGCUACUAGAAUAUACCUUUUCCAUGGGCUACAAAUACUGCUUUUUUUUUUUUUUUGGUCAGAGGAUAUGAUUAGGAACCAGGUUGUUUAACGCGUUGCUUUCUUACAUGGCAUCCACUCCUCAGGCGCAGGCGGACUCGGUCCUGUCUGCAGUCUCAUCCGUAUCAACAUGUUCAUCAGCUACUGUUGUUUUACUCAAGAACCUGCUUGUACCAAGUGACGCGACUGUCCCUACCAAACCUUUAACCGCAAACGAGACGCGCGCGACAAAGACAACCCGAACAACGAAGGCCUCGACCGCCAAAACCCCAGCCAAGAAGACAGAAAAGGCUGAGCCGGACGGCCUCACCCCAAAGGAGCGCGCAGUCGUCGCCACCAAGGUUGUGAAUGCGACACUGAAAACACUCGGCGAUGCUGCAAAACCUGCGCCUGCGGCGGCAGCCCAGCUGUCCGCCGAACCCCAAGGCCUUGCCAAGAAGACUUCCCGGGCUGCGCUGCGACGAUCGAGCUCUGCACCGAUGACACCCCUCAACCCACGAACCCUCAACAGGACCUCCUCUUCGCCGACGAAGCCAGCAGCACGGCCGACUUCUUCAUCAUCCGCAGCAGCAACGGCUCGGUCCAAUGGGUGCUUGGCUGUUGUAGAAUGCGCGCGCGUAGCUUUCAGUGCGCUCAGGGGUCUUCAGGCUGCUGGAGAGACGAAACUGCCCGAACUACAGUUAGAAAAUGGCCUAUCUGCGCUCGCAAGUCGGCUGGUCGCAGUGGGGAUGCUGGAUCAGGCGGCCAAGGAGCUUCGUCAUCUCAAGCAGCGAUUAGACACUCUCUUGGGAUCAUCUAUUGCAGGUGCGGCGGCUCCUAAGAAAAAGACGGCGAGGGCUGCGCAACCCGAAACGGCAAUCUCGGUUGCCCGCGUGUCAGACAUUCUUGACUUUGGUGGGAUCCAGGUCAAGGACGCCGGAGCGAUCACUGAACUGAUCAUAUCGACGCAAUUACUGGCUCUCAGGGUGCUCUCUUUGAUGAAGAAGCCGCAACAUACUCAACCUGCUGUCGAAUAUCUCAAAGAUCCGGCCAAAACCUCACCUCUUGACUUGCUGCUUGCAUCCGUGGAAUGUGGUCUCAAAACCCCUGACAAGGCUGCUCGGCAGCUGGAGACGUUCUCACAGCUCCUACUGUCGCUAUCGCCGAGCGUGUCAAGCAAGGCCGAUGCUGAAGCGUGUGAGCCACGCCUAAACAUCUCUCCCUCGGCCGCGUUCGAGGUGCAUGUUCUUGGGUUGGAAGCAAGGACACAUUGGUGGAGCUUAGCUGGGCACAAAGGGGACGUGGAUAAAGACAUAAUUCAGCCAUUAUGGCGGUGUCUCGGGGCUUAUGUGCGAAGAAAACCAGCUGCGGAUGAGUCGCUGUAUCUCGGCUGCGCGGACGCUGUUCAGCGCGUUGUUCAGUUGGCCAAGGAUAAGGGUUUCAAGCCGACAGAGUCCUUCAAAUCGCCAUUGGCCAGCUUGUACCAGGCUCUCGGGGCUAUGGCAAGGGAGUCAAAACAAUACCAGGAGGCGGCUAGCUGGAUCAAACGACUAAAGGCACUCUUGCAGCCGAAUGAGGACUCGGACACCAGCCGCUGUUCCGUCGCGGCCCUACUCCUCUCGAUUCAGCUCAAGGAUGCCGAACAGUAUGCUGAGAGCGAGAGCCUGCUACGAGAAGUACUGGACGGUAUCCAAGGUGUACUGAAGGGCAACACCAGUGACCUGGAGGGUCUACUCACAAACGUGAACCUCGCCAGACGAUCGGUGAUGAACGCAUUAGUAGACGAGGAACCAAUACCGACAGCCUCAAAAGGGCUCAUGGAAGAGCUCGUUCUCCAGUGUCCCAAGUUUUGUCUCAGGUGGCUAGGAAAACCCAUACCAGCUAGUGGGAGCACCAAAGAUUUUGUGAGCUACGAACAAAGGCGACAAACGCUGGCUACGAUGCUGCAACAUAUGCUAGACUCGGCAUUCUUGGUGAUCAAGAUGCAUAUGGACGAAAAACGAGUUUCCUGGGCGCAAAUGGACUCGAUCCUAGCCGACUGCCUCACGAUUCUCGAAUAUAUGGGCGAUGCAGCACCGAGGCCUGGGUCUCCAGGAAACUCAGUAUAUGUCAAAAUGUCCCUCUUCCAUUGGAUUCACUACAGCACACUUGCCGAGUCUAGCAAAGAUCCCAAAGACCCGGAGCCUCUCAGGGCACUACGCCGAUCCAUUGAGUGCGUCAAGCAUCGUCCGGCGGCUGAGAAGGAAAAGACGCAGUUUGCCGUGAAGCUUGAACGUAUGGCUGAGCUCUGUCAAUCCAUGGGCCGCAUCAGCGAGGCUCUUGGGGCACUUCAGACGCUCAGAUCCGCAUUGAUAGAGGAUGGGGCACUCGAUGAGGUUGUCGAAGCCUCGACAAGCCUCCCCCCUGCCCUUGCCUGGAAGUGCAGUUCCAAGGCAGCCAAUCUUUCACGAAUCUUGACAUCUAUCUGGAAACUGGAGCAGAUCUGGAUAGACUGGUCAGUUGAUUUGACCGAACCGGAACAGCUGUCUGUCCGCGAGCAUCGAUUACACUUCAUCCUCAUGAAAAGUGACCGUACGCUUCCCACUAUGACAGAUAAAACUGUCGAAUCACUACUCACCAAAUAUUACCCCACGAGACAUCCGAUAUGCCGCCUGCGAACGCUGCUAUGUCUCUUUGUCGUCCACCUUGACAGCUCGGACGAGCUGCCGGCAAUAGAGUCUCAGAUCGAAGCUGUCGUCGGCCUGAUUAAGAAGUCUGGUUUCGGAGAAGACUCGGCUCUAAGCAGCUAUAUGGAGCAUUACAGGGCCUACUACAAGUCGCUUUCUGCCAUGAAAUCCCAGAUCCCAGACCUUGAUCGUAUUGAGCAGUCUAUACAUCAGUGGAAGACAAUUACGGAAGCAUGCUCAACCCCCGCGGACUUGGACAGUCGCAUUGACGAUGCUUCUCACCUUGUUCGUCAUCUACAGUCUAUAAUAGAUUUUUCCAAGGCAAUGGGACAAGACUCUCUCCAGCUUUCGACCCUCGAGCUCUUAACUAAAAUUUCGGGGUUGCUGGAAGACUCUGACACAGACACCCGACUUGCAUCCAACUCCCGACUAGCACUGCUCUAUGCCAGUACUGGUCGUUCCUCCUUGGCCCAGAAAGCUCUCGACGCUGGCCUGAAGUUUACCCAAGAGAGAGAGGUGGUCUCUCGGGAGAGCGUCGCAAAUUUCCACCUUGCUUUUGCUGAGUUCCAGCUGUUCACUGGGAACUUGAACGAGGCAGAGGUGCACUUCAAGCAAGCUCAGAAACAUGCUGCAGAUACAUCGAACAGCCCGAUGGCCAGGUCGCAGCGCAGAGACCUAAUAACAUAUGCAUCGCUACUGCAGUCGAUGAUAGCCUCUAAGAAGGGCGAGGCGCACCACGCGUUGAUUCAUGCGAGGGAAACAGUCCGUAUUCUCUUUCGAGAAUGGACAAAACUCGAAAGAGCUGCAUCCAGCUCAUCGACCUCGGAUCAAGCGAAUGAAAGCCAAGGCAGCAUAAGCCUCGUGGCAUCCAUGGCUGGUGCUCCAAGCCCAGAAUCUGGAGAAUCCACAGUAACAGUUGCUGGACCAGAGUUUUGGAAGCUUUUUUACCCACUGUUCCGCAGCUUAUCUCAUUUGUCUUCUGUUUAUGCUCACCUGGGAAUGUUUCAAGAGACGGUAUACUAUGCGGAACAAGCACAAAAGCUUGCACAGACCACGGGCGCCAGACUCUACUUGGCUCAGUGCGAGUCCUGGAUGGCUUCCGUGUACUUGAGAGCAGGAAAGCUGCAGCGAUCUCUCGAGCUUGCAAACUUGUCGAGCUCCAAGCUUCUUGGUGGCGACCAAUCCUGCACGGCUGUGGCCCUGGCAUGUCAACUCGGAGGGCUUUACCGCGAUCUGAAGGAGUUCGAAGCAGAGCUCAGGAUGAUCCAACGAGCUGAAGAUACACUGAUUGCCAUCGACAGGGAAGUUGCCGAGGUGGUGGGCAAGGACGCCGAAGAUGAAGAUCAAGAACAGCCCUCAUCAAGGGCGCGUAAAGGUACUGUUAGGACCGCUAGGCUCCCGAUCAGGGAGAAGCCAGCCGCCAGACAGACCACCCGAAAGGCUGCUGCAACCACGACGACUACACGCAGGACAACCAAAAAGGCCCCGCCCGCAGUCGAGGGCACAACCACAUCAUCAGUGCCUGCACCGUCGGAGUCCACGGAUAUCAUCAUCUCUACCCUGAAGGCAUCCAUAGCAGUGCACAAGGCGGUCUCGUUUGUCAAUAAGAAGGACUGGAAUUCCGCCAAAGAGACCCUCCAAACAUCUCAGGCCCUGACAAAGCUGGCAAGGGGCAAACUUGGCGAAAUGCUUGCGCAAGCAAUGUGCCACUUUGGCCAGUGCCAGGAGCAGAUGACGAGGGAUGCGGUUUUCUCGGUCAUACAGGACUCGACGCUGUCGUUUCCUGCAGUUUGCAAAGGUGCAUCCGAUCGUUCGUCGCCUGCCAAACCCACACAGCCACAGAAAGGAAGGUCUGCCGCCAGCGCUGCUAGCAAGCGUCACCCUGACUUUCUCGUCAACCUCCAAGCCGCCCACGACUGUCUUGUGGAGGCCCAUUCGAUCGCUGUUGUAUCUGGAGAUGCGGCCAUGGUGCACCGGAUAGCAGUGAUGCUACAAAGCACCGUUCUUAUCCUCUCUGCGACGGGUACAUCAAAACCUCGCCUCCUGGGAUCUCAAGACUUGGCAACCUGCUCGGUUGAGGCGGCACAGAAUCUUACAUGGAGGAGGGAGCGCAAAGCAUUGCUUCUGGAGAAGCACGCCAUCAGAAACGAAGCACUCGAGUGGCCGAUGCCGGUCAGCCUGGGAGAUGCCUCUCCCGGCGGACGUUUGAGUCUGGCCCCCGUUUCUGAUAUGAGCCGCUUUCAGCGUGACUACAUUGACAUAAUCCCCAAGGACUGGACGGUGAUUUCGGUCUCGCUCAGUGACAACAAGCAUGACUUGUGCAUUUCGCGCCUUCAAGCUGGACAUAGUCCUUUUGUCAUUCGCCUACCGCUCGAGCGCGCAACCUCCCGCGACACCGACAACGAAUCGUUCAAUUACCAGACGGGUCGUGCUGAGCUCCUCGAAAUCAUUGAACUGGCCAACGCGAGCUGCCACGACGCUCGAGACAUGUCGGCGAAGGGUGCCAAGACGGCUUGGUGGUCCCACAGAGAGGAACUGGAUGAGCGGCUGAAGAAUUUACUCGACAAUGUCGAGCAGGUGUGGCUCGGCGGCUUCAAGGGCAUCUUUUCGCAACAAAAGCGCUGCUCGGAGCUGCUCGCACGGUUCCAGAAGAGCUUCACUCACAUUCUGGACAAGCACCUGCCCUCCAGGAAGCAGGUCUGGGGCAAGAGGUCAAAAGCAGCUUCAGCUUCUGCGUCCACGGCUAACAAGGUCACGCUCGAUCCUCGAAUCCUGGAACUCUUUGUGGGUUUGGGAGACGUCACCGAUUCCAACUGCGGUGAUCUUGACGAUGCUCUGAACGACCUGCUCUACUUCGUCGUGGAUAUCCUACAGUUUCACGGCGAGCCGAAUGCCUAUGAUGAGAUUGACUUUGAUGCAAUGAGUGUCGAUACCUUUGACGCUCUGCAUUCAUAUUACACGGCGAUGCAAGAGAGGAAAGGCAGAAAUGGCUCAUCUGAGAAUCGAAACGCCCACACGGUUCUUGUUUUGGACAAGGCUUUGCACGUCUUCCCAUGGGAAUCCCUCCCUUGCAUGGAGGGUCAUGCCGUCUCUCGUGUGCCUUCCCUCGAAUGUCUCAGGCGGCUGCUGCUCGACAGAAAAAGGCCAGAGGCAACGGCAGAGGACCACCCGAACCCACCUGUAAGCGGGCGACACGUCUCCCGGAACUCAGGCACAUGGAUCCUCAACCCCGGCGGUGAUCUCAAGACAACACAGACAACAUUCGAGACAUCCCUAGCCUCGUCUCUUGGAAAGCAGAGCAACUGGCAUGGCAUGGUCGGCCGCGUCCCCACCGAGUCCGAGUUUGAAGACGCGCUACGCAGCAGGGAGGUCCUGCUUUACUUCGGCCACGGCAGUGGCGCACAGUACAUCCGAGGCAGGACGGUUCGCCGGCUUCAGGGCGGCUGCCGGGCGGCGGUCCUGCUCUGGGGCUGCAGCUCGGCGUCGCUGGCCGAGGCGGGCGACUUUGAGACGCAUGGUCCCGUGUGGAACUACCUGAUAGCGGGCUGUCCGGCCGUCACGGGCACCCUAUGGGACGUUACGGACCGCGACAUCGACCGGUUGGCCGUCAGGGUCUUUGAGGAGUGGGGCCUGGUCGGCGAGGGUGUCUUUAAGGAGGAGCCCAAGGCCAAGGGCGGAAAGAGGACCGCCGCCACAGCGACCGGGGGCAGAGAUGUACCGCCGGCGGCGAGGGAGCCUCAGACCUCGCUGGUGCAGGCCGUAUCCAAGGCGAGGGACGUCUGCAGGUUCAAGUACCUGACCGCGGCGGCGGUUUGCGUCUACGGCAUACCUGUGUACUUGAAUGAUGAAUGAUGAGGCAGCUUGAGCUUUUUUUCUUCUUUUUUUUUGUUAUAAUAAUUUUUGUGCUCUGGGUAAUGAUGGUCUUGGGCUUUACAGUGGGUUGAUUGGCAAGAAACCUCGCACCCUUUUUGUUUAAUUGGUGCAUAUAUUACAGCAAGAUACCCUCAUCCAUCACGAAUGGCAUUUGAAAUUGGCUCAAUUAUUUUUGGUUCUGCUAGGUUCAGGUAGACGUACCCUAUCAUCAUGCUUGCUUGGUGAGCAAUUCAAGUUGAUGAGUGUAUGCAGU